This is a messenger RNA of Pelodiscus sinensis (Chinese soft-shelled turtle), 1646 nucleotides long. RefSeq names its product COP9 signalosome subunit 7B (gene COPS7B). Gene Ontology annotation, cellular component: COP9 signalosome. NCBI's taxonomy places the organism in Eukaryota, Metazoa, Chordata, Testudines, Trionychidae. The record is from RefSeq and is a predicted model, not a curated record. Gene Ontology annotation, biological process: COP9 signalosome assembly.
CUCUUGCCCUGCCGUCUCCUCGCGCGCUCUGCCGCUUUGGUGCAGAAGAUGGGGCUACCGUGCGCUGGUGUAAACUAGGGGGUUUGUUGCCUUCAGUGGAAGGAGCCGGUCACCAAUGCCUGGGCUGAAUUGGUAGCUUUGUCCUAUAUUGAAAAAUCUAGAAUGGCAGGAGAACAGAAACCAUCCUGCAAUCUUCUUGAGCAGUUUAUUUUAUUAGCCAAAGGCACCAACGGAUCAGCCCUGACUGCUCUGAUAAACCAAGUGCUAGAAGCUCCUGGGGUUUACGUCUUUGGAGAACUGUUGGAGUUAACAAACGUGCAAGAGCUUGCUGAAGGGCCUAAUGCUGCUUAUUUCCAGUUGCUGAAUCUGUUUGCCUAUGGAACGUAUCCAGAUUACAUCGCAAACAAGGAUAACCUGCCAGAGCUAACAGGGGCCCAGAAGAAUAAGCUGAAACACUUAACUAUUGUAAGCUUGGCUUCCAGAAUGAAGUGCAUUCCUUACUCUGUGUUGCUCAAAGAUCUGGACAUGAGGAAUCUGAGGGAGCUGGAAGAUCUAAUCAUUGAAGCUGUGUAUACAGACAUUAUUCAGGGGAAACUGGAUCAGCGCAACCAGGUGCUGGAGGUGGAUUUCUGUAUCGGCAGAGACAUUCAAAAGAAGGACAUCAGUAAUAUUAUUAAAACGCUUCAAGAAUGGUGUGAUGGGUGUGAAGCAGUUCUGUUAGGAAUUGAACAGCAAGUGCUUAGAGCCAAUCAGUACAAAGAGAACCACAACCGAACUCAGCAGCAGGUCGAGACAGAGGUCACAAACAUAAAGAAAACCUUAAAAGCCACGGCCUCGUCGUCAGCACAAGAGAUGGAACAGCAGCUGGCAGAGCGAGAGUGUCCUCCCCACGCAGAGCAAAGGCAGCCCACAAAGAAGAUGUCCAAAGUCAAAGGGCUGGUCUCCAGCCGCCACUAGAACCUGCCAUGUAGCCAUCACUCAGCUAUGAAUGAUGCCAGAAGGAGCAACAAAGGCCUUGUGUCUCCUUUUCGGUGGGUUCUGGGCCAGUCCUCUCCAGGCUGGCAAAUAAAAAGCCCUGAUUUGAAUUCAGCCCCUAAGUGGCCAUGCCUGGCUACAGUGUGCAAAUCUCAUUCAUGUCCAAGAUGUCACCUGCUUUCCUAGGCCUUGCAAGAAGGACUUUCAGGCAGAGAUCAUUCCCCUGAGGUGCAGAAAACCCCUGACACCAGGGGAAUGGAAUCUCUGGAAGGUUUUGCUCCCUCCCAGCCGGCCUUCCUGUGCUCCCUCUUGUGAGGAAGUGGCUAGGCUGAUCUAGCGCUCAAGAGAACUUCUUCCAUGGCAAAUCCACUGACUCCCAAGAUUGGGACUUUGCUGUUGAAGCCAGGCUGGGGGAGAGGAAGCUACCUACACAGAUCUCUCCAGUCCCAAAGGGAAGGCAAAAAAUUUCCAGGCCAGGAGCUUCUCUACGCUGAAACCUUGAACCUUCCCCAUGCCCCCAGUAUUUUUAUUCACACUCUACCUCACGCUGUGACGGGGAGAUCCAGUGCUGGGCUGCGUUUACUAAUCUGUUCACUGCCCUCACUAAGCCUAUUAAUUGGCCACUGAUUUAAAGAAAUAGUCUCCAGCUGGGAGGCUUCAACGCGGCGAGG